AGGUGGUGCUGUCACACGGCUUUCGAUCACGCCUCGCUAGUAAGUAUUUUGCGCUUCGAACGACUUGAGGUGUUCUUCGGAUAAACGGUGUGACACCUGGGAUGGACCGAUAAUCGUGCACCAAUUCCAAAAUCAUCCUUUCCGGUCUGGUGAAAACUGUGGAACACCAAAACUCACCAAAACUUGUUGAUUAUAUUCGGCCGGAAUACGAAUCGAGGGCAAUUAUUCGCCAACCGAGGAACUGAUCGCAACGGGGUUGAAGGACGCGAAAUAUACCCUUGUACUGACCAUCUGGUGCGCGUAGUGAAUAGGGGGUCACAUCGAUGAGAAGAGAGCUACAGCUUCCCGCACAAGGUUGUGAAUGAAAUGAAUGGUUUCAAGAUGAUGUGAACUCUGUGCUUCGCCCGGUUAUUUGUUGAACUAUUAGUGCAAGGAAGUGCGAAAAAGGUCUGUCCGUGUUUUUGUUAUUCCGUUACCACCGGCGAGUGCCGUACCGAGGGAAAACGAGAGGAAGAAAGCCCUGAACAUGUCCUUUCUGCGUAACAUUCGCAACAACCUAACCACCGGCCACAAAGCUGGAACCGCUCAACGCAAUGGCAAGCUCAACCCUGGGCCACCUACCCGGAGUAUAAUCAGUGAACGAACUGCGGCAACGCCAAGGAAACCCGACUCCACAGACGCACCACAACGGGAUCGUUCCGACUACGGGACAUACGGUGGCCGACGCAACAGUGACUACAGCCGGCGGGGUAGUACCUCGACCACACUGCGCAGGGAGAGCAAAUAUGGCAAGGAGACUCCGGCACCGAUCAUAGUGUUCGUGGAUAAGUACGAGACCACGAAGAAACCGGCCGGGAUAUUGCGGAACAACACAUUCACCAAGGGUGAUCGGGACAAGGAGCGGCGUUCGGGAAAUGCAAUUAGUAGGAGUGAUACGUUCACGAUUAAUGAGUCUGAAAAUGAGGAAAACAUGAAAACUAAUACGUACACCAAAAGGAAAAGUAAAGAGAGAUCACGAGAAAAUAUCACCGAUCCAACGGAGAAACUACCGGUCGUGGUAGAUUCUCGUACAUACCGGAAGAAGUCCCUGAAAUCAUCGAAACCAGUCCAGAAAGUGGAAAGCUUCAUCAAACGCUUCGAGAAAAGUUUGUUCAGGAACGAUUCCAAGAAACACGACCGGAAGGAUUCAAACUCCUCUAACAGUACGUACAUUCCCACAUUUCGUGACAUCGGAAUCAACUGCAAGUUGGACGAGGAGGAAAAAUUAAAAACAAGAAAGAAACGACAGAGUUCGAGGGAAUCGCUUUUGGAUACUGCGAAUGUAGAAUACAGCUCCUCUUCGCAGCAAAGUUACAGAGAUAGAAGCGCUACGCCGCAGAAUAAAUCGCGCGAGAGAAGCACUUCGCCCACGAAAAAAUAUUCCUCCACAUACGAUCGGAUGGAAAAACUCCCCGAACGGAAUGAGUCUCCUUCUAUUAACGGAAGGUCAAAGAUGACUCACGAACGCAGUUCGUCUCCUUUCGAAACACUCCAGCUUAAAUCGAAACCCACAGACAACAGCUAUUUGAAGGCUCGCCAGAAGGAGAUCGAAAUGGGUUACAGCACUAUCAACAAACGACCGUCGCUAACACUGACCCGGUCAGACACUCCCGACCGCAACAGAUCUGUUCUGGUCAACACAACCCGAACCGAACGCUAUGACUCGGACCAGGGUCGUACAGUAACCACAAGCACCCAUCGGGUGGAGUACAACCAACGGCCAACGACACAGUUUCACUCGAACACUUACAACACUUUGAAGAAAGAGUACGAACAAGCGAACAGUAAACCGGUCGGUAUCGCGAGUCCCCGUCUGAACUCGGAUCGUCCUCGACCGGAACGGUCUGCAUCUCCGUCGAAGCAAAGCCGCAAGGAUUCUGGGGACAUACCGAAGUACACUUUCGGAACAAACCUCGUGGAACGGCGCAGUCGUUUUCAGGAGUUCCAGAAGUCGUUCCGCAAAAAUGAUGACGCCGAAGCCACCUAUCAGCAGAGAUUUUUUGUGCCAAUCUAACCCAAACCAUCUGAAGCAAUGUUAACCUAAUUUUAACGAGUAAUUGAGCAUCCGGAACUGAACUUGCUAAUUAAUACGCUUUGUGGGGAGAAAACCCCGAAAAAUCUUAAUCACGAAUAAAUGCAUUAAUAAUGCUGCGCGGGACGCGAGACAACAAGUUCAUUCCGUUCGAAAGCCCCGCGGGAGGUGAUGUCAUGGCAUCGAAACUGAAUCAUGUAGCGAUGGAUUGAACCAGUUACCCUAGAUGGAGUGAAUUGGUGGUGUACCCGUGCCGACACAACAGUGCAGCAAAACGAUGACGAAGCCGAGGUCGCGAAUAAUACCUCACAAUAUUUCUCUCUUUCAUUGCGUAGGAGGGGUACACAGCACAGCUAGCAGCUGAUGAGUGGGAGAACCCGUCUGGGAAACCCAACGCACAAACAGGGGUAGUCCCAUGGACCAGCUGUGCGAAUUUUGGCGAAGACUGCUACACCUACUUAUUCGGCACUGCUUUCCUUAGUGGGAUACUUUCAUCAAUGGUUCUUCAUCAAAAUUGAAGGACAUCUUCCGAUCAUAACCGCCACUAUACGGAGAUCGUUUUAGCGAAAGCUUAUAGCAUUUGUAUCUAAUUUAAACAAUUCAAAAUAAAUUGAAUGUAUAAUUGAAAAACA
This is a messenger RNA of Toxorhynchites rutilus septentrionalis, 2703 nucleotides long. Its product is annotated as splicing regulatory glutamine/lysine-rich protein 1-like. Lineage: Eukaryota; Metazoa; Arthropoda; Insecta; Diptera; Culicidae. The transcript is spliced from 3 exons. The coding region runs from base 527 to 2053 and encodes 508 amino acids. The record is from RefSeq and is a predicted model, not a curated record.